Molecule: messenger RNA, 540 nt
Organism: Papaver somniferum (opium poppy)
Lineage: Eukaryota; Viridiplantae; Streptophyta; Magnoliopsida; Ranunculales; Papaveraceae
Product: BTB/POZ and MATH domain-containing protein 5-like
Exons: 3
Coding region: 1-540 (179 amino acids)
Biological process (GO): protein ubiquitination
Molecular function (GO): protein binding
Source: RefSeq, a predicted model, not a curated record
AUGGCUCGGAGAGUUUACAAGUCUAAUACUAAUACGGAUCAUGUGAUGUCUUCGUCGCAAUCAAUUCAUGAGACUGUGGAAGGUUCUCAUGAGUAUAAAAUUGAAGGAUAUUCUCUAGCAAAAGGAAUGGGAGUUGGUAAAUACAUGUCUAGUGGCAAAUUCACAGUUGGUGGUCAUGUCUGGGCUGUACUUUUUAAUCCAGACGCCAAUACUGAAGAUAGCAAGGAUUACGUAUCCGUGUACCUUGAGUUAGUAAACCCUGCUGAACAAGAAGUUAGGGCACUGUAUGAAUUUUCAUUACUGGACCAAAGCGGGAAAAAUAAAUAUGGUGUUCACGUUAGUCCUACAACUCCAACGACGUUUAAGACGGAAAGUCCAAUAUGGGGAUGUACGGAAUUUAUGGAGAGGUCGGACUUUGAGACCUCAAGUUAUCUCAAGGAUGAUUGUCUGACCAUUCACUAUAUGAGUCAGAAUCUCAAAGGUUUGCUGGAAUCUGGAAUUGGUUCUGAUAUUACUGUUGUAGUAUUAAGAUUGCGGUAA